Molecule: messenger RNA, 1350 nt
Organism: Cygnus atratus (black swan)
Lineage: Eukaryota; Metazoa; Chordata; Aves; Anseriformes; Anatidae
Product: ammonium transporter Rh type B-like
Exons: 2
Coding region: 1-1350 (449 amino acids)
Biological process (GO): ammonium homeostasis; ammonium transmembrane transport
Cellular component (GO): plasma membrane
Molecular function (GO): ammonium channel activity
Source: RefSeq, a predicted model, not a curated record
AUGGCCACACCACCCCCCUCCAGCACCCGCCGCCUCCUGCCCCUCUCCCUGGGGCUCUUCCAGGGCGCCCUGCUGCUCUUCUUCGCCCUCUUCGUCACCUACGACGAGCCCUCGGCCGUGGCCACAGAGGCAGAGGAUGGCAUCCGGGCUGCCGAGCAGCUCCCCAGCAUCUUCCCCCUCUUCCAGGACAUCCAGGUGAUGCUGGCGGUGGGGCUGGGGCUCCUGCUGGCCUUCCUGCCCCGCUACGGGCUCAGCGCCCUCGCCCACAAUUUCCUCCUGCUCAACUUCUCCACGCAGUGGGCGCUGCUGCUGCAGGGCUUGCGCCACCGCUACCGCCAUGGCGAGGUCCGCCUGGGUCUCCACAACGUCCUCGCCGCCGAGUUCGCCGCCGUCACCGUGCUCAUCUCGGUCGGGGCUGUCCUGGGCAGGACGAGCCCCUGCCAGCUCCUCGCCGUGGCUUUCUGCGAGGUCCCUGUCUACCUCGCGAGCGAGUGGCUCAUCGUCACCCAGCUGGGCGUCCGCGACGUGGGAGGCACCAUCACCAUCCACGUCUUCGCCUGCUAUUUCGGCCUCGGCGUGUCCAAGGCUCUGUUUGGGACGCAGAGGCGGCCGGCGCAUCCCAAGGAGACCCCAACGCCCCGAUCUGACCUCCUGGCCCUGGUGGGGACGCUCACCCUCUGGGUUUUCUGGCCCAGCUUCGUGGCCGCCCCGUGCCAGCCGGGUGAUGCCCAGCACCGGGCCAUCCUGAACACCCUCCUGGCCCUCAGCGCCAGCGCCGUCACCACCGUGGUGGCCUCCAGCCUGCUGGAGAGUGGCGGCAAGCUCAGCCCGGGCCACCUGCAGAACGGCAGCCUGGCCGGCGGGGUGGCCAUCGGCGCGCUGGCCGACAUGCCCAUCACACCGGCGGCCUCCCUGGCCCUGGGCAGCCUCUCCUCGCUCGUCUGCCUGCUCGGCUUCCGAUUCCUCACCCCGCUCCUGGCGAGGAGGCUGGCUCUGCACGACCAGUGCGGCAUCCACAACCUCCACGGCUUGCCGGGCAUCCUCGGCGCAGCGGCCAGCGCCGUGGCCGUCCUGCUCUCCCACGUCGAUGGCAAUGGGCUGGCGGAGGACCAGGGGGGCUGCGGUGGUGGCAGGCAGGCGCUGUGGCAAGUGGCAGGGCUGGCUGCGGCCCUUGGAGGCUCGCUGCUCAGCGGGAUGCUCGCCGGCGCCGUGCUGCGCCUGCCCUGCCUGGCCCCGCCGCCUGAGCCGCUUUGCUUCGAGGACUCGCUGAAUUUCAGGAUCCAGGGGCAGGCCGAGAGCCCAGGGAUGGGGGACGCCACCGAGGAAGUGGCCCUGAAGGAGCGGGUGUAG